AUAGACACAAACUAGAUAAAUAUUAUGGUAUAUUGCUUUUAACAUGUAUUAACUAUUAUGAAUAUUUUUCAAGGAAACUCCAUAUGACCAUCGAUUUGUACAACAGACAAGUUGUCACAUGACGAGAUUCUAAAUACACCUGUUUUUGUAGCCACUUCAACCGCUAACUUAGCCUGCGAGAAAGGAAGCUGGCCAUUGGCAGCCAGCUCGUUAUCAUCCGCCGCUGCUAUCUACCUUCGCUAGCUAGCUUAAUGGCUAGCAUUGGUUCCAUGUCGUGACAGUUAUAUAAAUUGUUAAUUCGUCACCUUUUAUUCACACUUUCUUCCCCUUCCCCUAUUCCCCCACACGCGUUUACUUUCACUACGUUUUCGUGGCUGACAAGGAGAAGGGAAAUUGAUUGUUUCCCCCCCAAAAUCUCCACUGUUGGGAGCCAAUGUCGCCCUGUGGAGGCUCAGGGAAGUGGACAGGCUGAAAGAGUGAGCGCGCCCAAGUCAGCUCUGUGACUCCUGGCAAAAGAAGGGAAGAAGGCAAAAAGAACAGACGGACACGCCCACGUCCACGUUGGUCCCUUUUUAGCAGAUUUCAGACGAGUCAGAUAGCCAAGCUGUUGCCAUGUCGACGUCUUCGCUACGCCGGCAAGUGAAGAACAUUGUGCAUAAUUAUUCUGAGGCAGAGAUAAAGGUCAGAGAAGCGACCUCAAAUGACCCGUGGGGGCCCUCCAGUUCUCUCAUGUCCGAAAUUGCAGACCUAACAUACAAUGUUGUGGCCUUCUCAGAGAUUAUGAGCAUGGUGUGGAAGAGACUGAAUGACCAUGGCAAGAACUGGAGACAUGUAUAUAAAGCGAUGACGCUGAUGGAGUACUUGAUAAAGACAGGCUCUGAGCGGGUGGCCCAGCAGUGCAGAGAGAACAUCUAUGCGGUCCAGACCCUCAAAGACUUUCAGUACAUCGACAGAGAUGGCAAAGACCAGGGGGUGAAUGUAAGAGAAAAAGCCAAACAGCUGGUGACGCUACUGAAGGACGAGGAGAGACUUCGGGAGGAGAGGAUCCACGCGCUCAAGACCAAAGAAAAGAUGGCCCAGACCAGCAGUGCCUCCUCUGCUCCCUCAGCUCCGGGCCUCGGGGCGGGCGGCCUGGCCGUGCAGACGGGGCCGGACGGCGAGCAGGCGUGGCCGCAGAGCUCCGGCGAGGAGGACCUCCAGCUGCAGCUGGCGCUGGCCAUGAGCAAAGAGGAGGCGGAGCAGCCCAACUCUACCCCUCUGGAGGAUGCCGAGCUCACCUAUGCAAUCGCUCUCAGCCAGAAGUUACAAGAAAAGGAGGAGCGCCUGCGCAGGGGAGACGACCUGAGACUGCAGAUGGCCAUCGAGGAGAGUAAGAGGGAGAAGGCCGAGCCUAAGGAGAGCUCCCUGAUGGAGUUGGGUGCUGUUGACCCGUGGGGCGCUCCUGCCGCCCCGACGACAUUGGGUUCUGCCGGGCAUUCCCCUCCCCCCACAGCAGCCCCGGCCCCUGCCCCUGCCGCCGGGCCCUGGGGGGCGGCAGACCCAUGGGCGGCUGCCUCGCCCUCUUCCCCCCCUGUAGAUCCCUGGAGCGGGGGCCCGCCUAAGAUAGAGCCCCCUCCAGACCCGUGGGGAGACUCCGGCAGAGCCAACUCCGACCCGUGGGGAUCAACAACUGUGACCCCUCCCAGUGCGGACCCCUGGGGGACCUCAGUGGCCCCAGCCCCGGCCCCUGUAGCUCCCGCGUCAGGUGACCCCUGGGCUGCGGACGGGCUUGCCCCUGUCACUGACUCCCUCACCUCUGAUCCCUGGAGCCUUCCCACCAAACAUACCAAUGGCACAGGAGAUCAAGAGAGAAGAGGCUCCUCCGCCGGCGACGGGAGCAAAGGUAGCACAGGCUCCCCGGUGCCCUUUGACCUCACCUCGCUGGGCUCCACCCUGCCCGUGAGGAAGACGCCCGAGUCCUUCCUGGGGCCCAACGCGUCGCUGGUGGACCUGGACUCUCUGGUGUCCUCCAAGCCCAAACCCAAACAGCAGCCUCCUCCCACUCUCUCCAACUCCUCCACAAACAACCCCUUCCUACAGACACAGGGCCCAUCCCCGGUCCCUGGUAUGGCCGUCACCCCGGGCAGUACCAUCUCCAGCAGGGGGGUUUCCCCCACCCCUCCUCCGACCUCCAACCCCUUUGGCUCGACCUCCAUGGCGUCAAUCUCCCCACAGCCUUCUUCGCUUGGCCUGAGCCAGCUGCGCACCAGCCCGGUCCCACCGAACCCCAUGCUGGGUCACAUGCCCCCCCCAAGCCUGGGAAUGGUUCCGCCCGUGAUGGGCAUGCCUGGGAUGGGUGUCCCCAUGGUGCCCCCCGGCAUGGGCAUGGGAAUGGUGCAGUCGAGCCCGAUGGGGAUGCCCUUCAGUGGGAUGUCCCCCAUGGCCCCACCAGGGAAUGCCCACUUCAUGGGCGCCGGGAUGCCCGGUCAGCCCCCAUUGAUUUUGGGCGGGUCGGCGGGAGUGGGGGGCGUGAUGGGUGCUGGGGGCGCAGUGGGGGGAGGCGGGGCCACUGGAGCGAGCACCAAUCCCUUUCUUCUCUGAGGGCGUCCCACACUCCCUCUGUACCCUCCACAGCUCCAGCCCCUCAUCACAAACAGUUUAUGUGUCUGAAAACAACAACAAAAAUACAGAAUUACAUGUACAUCUCUAUAUUUAAAAAAAAAAAAAUAAGAAAAGAAA
This is a messenger RNA of Sardina pilchardus (European sardine), 2718 nucleotides long. It is a transcript of the gene epn1a, whose product is annotated as epsin 1a. Gene Ontology annotation, cellular component: clathrin vesicle coat; endosome; plasma membrane. Gene Ontology annotation, molecular function: clathrin binding; phospholipid binding. Gene Ontology annotation, biological process: endocytosis. The transcript is spliced from 13 exons. The coding region runs from base 613 to 2580 and encodes 655 amino acids. The record is from RefSeq and is a predicted model, not a curated record. NCBI's taxonomy places the organism in Eukaryota, Metazoa, Chordata, Actinopteri, Clupeiformes, Clupeidae.